Messenger RNA from Pteronotus mesoamericanus, 1272 nucleotides. RefSeq names its product signaling lymphocytic activation molecule family member 1 (gene SLAMF1). The record is from RefSeq and is a predicted model, not a curated record. Gene Ontology annotation, biological process: positive regulation of type II interferon production; lymphocyte activation. The transcript has 7 exons. Gene Ontology annotation, cellular component: membrane; cell surface; external side of plasma membrane. Lineage: Eukaryota; Metazoa; Chordata; Mammalia; Chiroptera; Mormoopidae. Bases 1 to 1029 code for a protein of 342 amino acids. Gene Ontology annotation, molecular function: signaling receptor activity.
AUGGAUCCCAAGGGGCUUUUCUCCUUCAACUUUCUGCUGUUUUUCUCUCUGGCUUUUGAACUGAGCUGUGGAACCGUUGAGGGCUUGAUGGACUGCCCAACAAUCCGUGAGCAGUUGGGAAGCAGCGUGCUGCUGCCCCUGAUACCUAAAGGGAUAAGUGAGAGUAUGAACCAGAGCAUCCGCAUCAUCGUCACAAAGACAGAAUCACCAGGAAACAGCGUCAAUAAGAAAAUUGUGUCUCUUGGUCUGCCGAAAGGGGGCUCUCCACAAUACCUGGAAGAUGGCUAUAAGUUUCAUCUGGAAAACCUGAACCUGGGGAUCCUGGAAAGCAAGAAGGAGAAUGAGGGCUGGUAUUUUAUGUCCCUGGAGAGAAACAUUUCAGUCCAGAACUUUUGCCUGCAGCUGGAGCUCUAUGAGCGAGUCUCCACUCCAGAAAUUAAGGUGUUGAACUUGACCCAGGAGAAUGGAAACUGCAGCUUGAUGCUGGCCUGCAAAGUGGAGAUGGGAGAUCAUGUGACUUACAGCUGGAGCAAGGAGGCAGGCACCGAACCGCUGAUUAUAGCCAAUGGCUCUCACCUCCUAUAUCUCACCCUCGGCCCUCAGCAUGCUGACAGUACCUACAUCUGCACUGCAAGCAACCCAAUCAGCAACCGUUCUCAGACCGUCAUCCCAUGGUCCAGUUGCAGGUCAUAUCCCCCAGUAUCAAGACAAUGGGGACUGUAUGCUGGGCUGUUCUUAGGGGGCAUCAUUGGUGUCAUCAUGAUUCUUCAAGUGGUAAUACUACUGUUGACAAGAAGAGGUAAAGCAGACCAUCACCAGCCAACAGUGGAAGCGAAAAGCCUUACUAUCUAUGCCCAAGUCCAGAAAUCAGGUUCUGUUCAGAAGGAACCUGAUCCUCUGCCAGCUCAGGACACCUGCACUACCAUUUAUGUUGCUGCCACAGAGCCUGCCCCAGAGCCUGCCCCAGAGCCUGUUCAGGAAUCAAGCUCCAUCACAAUUUAUGCCAGUGUGACACUUCCAGAGAGCUGACACCACAGGCCCAGUGAAGGGACUAUCCAAAGGAAUGCAGAGGAGCCAAAACAAACACUGAACUUGGCUCCAGGUCUCAAAUUCCUAUGACACUCUACACAUUUGUACUCUUUUCAGAUCAACUACUUGGUGAUGUUGCAUCCACAUCUACCUAUGAAAUGGACAAGGAGGUGAAGCUUCACAAUCAUUUAAUCCACUCCGCAGGGCACAGGCCCAGAGCAGAGUUUUCCAUCUCUGUGGUGU